AUGUUCUUUGUUAUAUGGGAAGUCACCCAGGUGAAGAAGGAUCUCGAGGAGUUUAGAAGAAACUCACAAUCAACUGGGAUUCCCAAAUUACCUCAACCGAAAUUCAGACCUCCCCUCAUCAUUUCCGAUAAACCUACGAGACCUAGACCUUACGAUCUAUUCGAUUAUUUGGAAGAUGCUAAGAAAGAUACUUUCAAGCGGACCGGACGAUGUUUACCCAUUGUAUCUUCUCCCAAAUAUCAUCACAAACCUACCGAGACUGUCACAGAAUUUUCUGUAUCCGAAUCACAUUCCCAUGCUGAAAAUGAUUUACGUUCUAAGAAACGCAAGUCAGUGGAACAUGGAGAUGUAAAAGUCAGAAUGGCAGAUGGUACUCAUAAGACUGGUGAUUAUCGAAUGAAGAAGAAGCUUAAGUUAUCAGCAUCGACUAAGAACAAAUUUGCGAAUAGGCAACGUCCUAUAAAUCAUGGGAUGAAGGGUACAGUAGGUAAAUCAGAUGGAGACAAGACAAUAGUGGAUGAAGGUAAUAGUGUAGGUGAAGAGGUAUAA
This is a messenger RNA of Kwoniella mangroviensis CBS 8507, 549 nucleotides long. RefSeq lists its product as uncharacterized. The record is from RefSeq and is a predicted model, not a curated record. The transcript has a single exon. Bases 1 to 549 code for a protein of 182 amino acids. NCBI's taxonomy places the organism in Eukaryota, Fungi, Basidiomycota, Tremellomycetes, Tremellales, Cryptococcaceae.